This is a messenger RNA of Hermetia illucens (black soldier fly), 315 nucleotides long. RefSeq lists its product as uncharacterized. NCBI's taxonomy places the organism in Eukaryota, Metazoa, Arthropoda, Insecta, Diptera, Stratiomyidae. The transcript has 5 exons. The coding region runs from base 1 to 315 and encodes 104 amino acids. The record is from RefSeq and is a predicted model, not a curated record.
AUGGCAACCAUUGGAAUAUUUUAUGUUUACUUUGUGACACGACUAGUUAAUACGAUAUACGAACGAAAAUUUCUUGAAAUUCUGAUUUCCGAUGAAGCCAUCCCCAAAAAAGCACUCCCAGGAUUAUUAAAACAUAUCGAAAGCAUACAAUUGUUUCGGGGACCACGUACCUCCUCAGUGCUAAUACCUAGUGGAGAAACUCGAUGGACUAUGACAACUUUCCUCAAACAUCUCGACUACGCUGAUGACAUCUGUUUGCUCUCUCACCGAGUCAUGAAAUUCCAAUUGGCUCUGGAUUUUGAAGGAGAGAUAUAA